UCAGUGAGUUUUACACAAGGAAAUGGCAAGCGGCAGGUGACCCAUGGGUCACUUCAGCCCAACAGAGGACAACGCGUUCCUGGUCUUGCUCACCACCUGCCAGUCACUCCAGGUUACACCUCAGAGGGUCAGAAUGACGAGACUCUGGCAUCCCAGACACCGAUAGUAAGUGAGCGUUUCCCAAAACUCUGACAGCAGGAUUGACGAGCCUUCCAGAGGGAAAGGCCCGCCUGUCUCUGUGAUGGGGCCCUAACCCUGGCUCUGGCAGGCCCACGUGCCUGAGCUUUGAAAGGAGUCACCAGUGGCUGUGAGUUCCAAGCAAGGGUGUGGAAUUAAUCCCCUCCAGCCUCUCUCUAACUGCGGGACAGCUGAGGGAGGCAGGUGCAGCUACCAAGGGGAAAGGCUCCCUGUGAUAAGCACUCCUACUCUUACCCAGAAACCUGUUCUAGGCGGCUCCUGCCAGAACUGCAGUUAAUCAUUCACCCAAACCACAGCAAGGAAGGAAUGCUCCCAGCAAGCUCUGAGCGCUCUGGAUGAAUCUAAGACCUACCUCACACCAGCGAGGCUGACAGGCGGCCUAGGGCACAGACCUAUCUCUUCUCACUCUAACUCAGUUUGCCCUCUCUCAAGGACUCAAAACUCAACCCCUCCAAUGCCAUCACAGAAGGGCAGAACCCUGAUGGAGGGAAUACAGGAGGGAGUGGCAGUUGCCAGGCAACCAGUCUAGCCCACCCGUGUUUGCUCUGGUGUGGCCAGAGUAUUUGGCUACUCCCUGGGCUGCCAACAGUAGUUUCUUUGAGUUGGGGCACAGCUGUGGUCAUCUGGCAGCCUCUCCCACCCAGGAACCCUGAAGUCUGAGGCCUGAAGGACAAUCCUGACUUGCUUGCCCUCAGAAGACUCAAGACUAUUAGCAGAAGAACCAGAUUUCCAUGGGCCAAAUGAUAGCCCCAAGGAGGAUCCAGAAUGAAGACUUCUGGAAGAACCCGUGGGAUGUGGGGGGCCUGAUAGUGGUUGGCCUGUUCACCUCCAUGCUCCUGUUCCUCAUCUUAUUUGCUAUUGUGUUUGGGUGUGUGGAAAAGGCUGUGCGGAAAAAGGCUGCGUGGGAAAAGGCUGUGUAUGAAGAGGAGUGAUCUGCCUCCUUGGGGGCCAAAAGGCAGCAGCGAGAGACAGGCUCACCUGCUCACCCACUACCAGCAGCGGGCUUCCAGUCCCUCUGGCUCAAGAAAGAAUCUAUGGGAACCAUUGGACCUUGCCUAGGGUUGGUCAGUCAGCUGGGCGGGAAGGCAGGCCUGGUACCGUUUCUGGCUCUCCCCCUGCACCUGCUGAACAUUAACACAUGGAGAGGAACUCUGCCCUGCCUCAGGUGAGAGCAGCAACGGCUAACAAGAUCCUCUGAUGAGGGUCCUGCCCAAGCAGGUAUUUUCAAGUCCUUGACAGAGAAGGACACAAAAUGUCAAAUGAAGUAAAAAUUCCUUUUCAAAUCCA
This is a messenger RNA of Apodemus sylvaticus (European woodmouse), 1485 nucleotides long. RefSeq names its product small integral membrane protein 6 (gene Erln). The transcript has 2 exons. The record is from RefSeq and is a predicted model, not a curated record. NCBI's taxonomy places the organism in Eukaryota, Metazoa, Chordata, Mammalia, Rodentia, Muridae. Bases 930 to 1130 code for a protein of 66 amino acids.